AUGGAAAUCGACACUGCUCGGUCGCCCGAGCCACACCAGCUCUCCCCUGUGACGGAUCCUGGGUCGAUCCCGACUCUCGAUGGGUGGAUUGAGAACCUGAUGAGCUGCAAGCAGUUGUCCGAGAAUGAUGUGCAGAGAUUGUGUGAUCGGGCAAGAGAAGUCCUACAGGACGAGUCAAAUGUCCAGCCAGUGAAAUGUCCCGUCACGGUCUGCGGAGAUAUCCACGGCCAGUUUCACGACUUGAUGGAACUUUUCCGCAUAGGCGGACCGAAUCCAGACACAAAUUACCUCUUUAUGGGUGAUUAUGUCGACCGUGGCUACUACUCCGUCGAGACGGUGACUCUUCUGGUCGCCCUUAAAAUCCGCUACCCGCAGCGAAUUACGAUCCUGCGUGGCAACCAUGAAUCUCGCCAGAUCACACAAGUCUACGGCUUUUACGACGAGUGCCUGCGUAAAUAUGGCAACGCCAAUGUCUGGAAAUACUUCACCGACCUUUUCGACUACCUACCCCUCACCGCUCUCAUUGAGAACCAGAUUUUCUGCCUCCACGGAGGUCUCAGUCCUUCCAUCGAUACCCUUGAUAAUAUUCGUUCCCUGGACCGUAUCCAGGAAGUGCCCCAUGAAGGCCCCAUGUGCGAUCUGUUGUGGAGUGACCCAGAUGACCGAUGUGGCUGGGGUAUCUCCCCUCGUGGAGCGGGAUACACAUUCGGACAGGAUAUCUCCGAAGCAUUUAAUCACAACAAUGGCUUGACUCUGGUUGCUCGAGCGCACCAGCUCGUGAUGGAGGGGUAUAAUUGGUCCCAGGACCGAAACGUCGUUACGAUCUUUUCUGCUCCCAAUUACUGUUACCGCUGCGGUAAUCAGGCCGCGAUUAUGGAGAUUGAUGAGCAUCUCAAGUAUACAUUCUUGCAAUUCGACCCGUGUCCUCGGGCAGGAGAACCCAUGGUAUCAAGGCGUACGCCGGAUUAUUUCCUCUAG
Paecilomyces variotii is the source of this 978-nucleotide messenger RNA. Its product is annotated as Metallo-dependent phosphatase-like protein. Gene Ontology annotation, cellular component: cytosol. The transcript is spliced from 6 exons. NCBI's taxonomy places the organism in Eukaryota, Fungi, Ascomycota, Eurotiomycetes, Eurotiales, Thermoascaceae. Gene Ontology annotation, molecular function: protein serine/threonine phosphatase activity. Bases 1 to 978 code for a protein of 325 amino acids. The record is from RefSeq and is a predicted model, not a curated record. Gene Ontology annotation, biological process: mitotic cell cycle; peptidyl-serine dephosphorylation.